AUGUACUCUGUUGCGAAGGGACUCGACGUCUCAGACGUUAAACUUUGCAUCAACACAUCGCAUCUGUACGAUUCACAAAGGCUGCGGGAUGUACAGGUCUUUGAUGAAAUCAUUGUCCAAGUUGGAACUUUGCACAUUGAGACGGAUGAGAACUAUGGCAUAUGGUCAUUUCCCCAGCUUGUAUUGAGACUGAGUACUCCUAAAGACCAGGCGGUCUAUGUGGAAACAUUCCGUAUUGGGAGGUUUGAAGUUGACCCAGAUCUCGGGUCCUUGACAAAUCACCAACUAGCCAAGGAAUGGCUUACAGAGUGCUGCCACGAUCAUGAAUCAUGUCUCUCGCAUCAGAUACACGAACUUCCGAGCAGAGUCAUCGAUGUCGGUAGCUCCUCGAAAGAAGGCUCGGUUCGUCUGCUUCUCUCCCAUGGCUUGAAAGCAGACUACGUUGCCCUGAGCCACUGCUGGGGUGGGGCAAUAUCGCCUCUUUUGACGACCGAAUCAACUGCCAUCUUCCAACAGAACAUCGACAUUGAAGUAUUACCGGCUAACUUUCGUGACGCUAUCACAAUAACACGUCAUCUUGGUAUUCGCUAUCUGUGGAUAGACUCUCUGUGCAUACAGCAAGACUCGAAGUCGGAUUGGGAGGUCGAGUCCAAGAAAAUGGGACUGGUAUAUCGAAACUCAACAGUGACGAUCUCAGCGAUGAUUUCCGGGCAUAGCAAGUCAGGGAUCCUGAAAACCAGCCAGUCAGCACAUAGUCUCGGUGCUUCCACCACUUUGGACGUCUUUGGAGGCGAUGAUGACACAUCUAAGGUCACUGUGAGACGGAAGAAUCUACAGGAAGAGAACCUCAUAUCUUUGGAUAGGCGCAGUGCGCUGGCAGAGCGUGGUUGGACCCUUCAGGAGUACAUUCUGUCUCCAAGGCACCUUUUAUACGGGCAAGAGAUGAUUUACUGGAGAUGUCCUCGAGGGUUCAAAUCUUCAGACGGCUUGCCGCCAGGCAAUAACUCACCGCACACGAUUUACAAGGAUGCUGCACAAGUCAUUUGCUCCGAUAUUCUACGGCAUCCUGAUGAGGUACCCCCUGAUAUCGAUGCCAUCUUCAGAGACUAUUCCGAGCUUGUCAACGCGUAUUCGCAACGAAAACUGACCUACGGCUCGGACAAGCUGCCCGCGUUUUCCGGUCUAGCCCAGCGACUCCAUCCAGCCAUAGGAGGUGAAUACUUGGCUGGGAUCUGGACAGCCAAUUUCAGACAAGGCCUGCUCUGGACAGCAGAGAUGAAAUUUUGUCAGCAUGUCAACGAGCCUUAUCGAGCACCAUCAUGGUCAUGGGCUGUGACUGAUGACCUAGUGCUCUUUGAGGGUCCACAAGCGGUUGAGGAACAGGUGGUGCUAAAAUCGACGCCAUCAAGCGCCAAACUUCUGGAAUACAGCAUCAACCCUAGGGUCCCUGACAACCCAUACGGCGAGAUCCUCUCAGCAAAGCUGGUGGUGGAAGCCUUGACGAAACCGUUCGUGCGUAGCCGUCAAGUGGUCGAGACCAUUCUAGACCCGAACUCGAUUGGAACUGCCAACUUUGAUGAGCCGGCUGGCCCCGAAGACUCGGUUCCAAUGGGCUGGGCGAGCCUUUUCCGCAUGAAAACAGAAGGUGGAGACUACAUAGUCAGCAUCAUCACUCGUCCAGGUGACGAUGCUGAUUGGGAAGUCGACUUUCAUUACUUUCGGGAGCAAGACUAUCUUUUGAUGCUCGUUUACACCGACGACGAUGGCGCAGAGGACGAUGAGACUGAGUGGUCGCAAUCGCCUGCGUUUUGCCUGAUACUUCGACAAACGAGCGAUGAAUCUCAGGAAACAUACGAGAGAGUCGGAUUCGCAAAGUUGCAAGAGCCUAGGCUGAGAUGGCUCAAGACUUGGGAACGAUGCGUUCUGACACUUGUGUAG
This is a messenger RNA of Colletotrichum aenigma, 1938 nucleotides long. RefSeq lists its product as uncharacterized. The transcript is spliced from 2 exons. Bases 1 to 1938 code for a protein of 645 amino acids. The record is from RefSeq and is a predicted model, not a curated record. NCBI's taxonomy places the organism in Eukaryota, Fungi, Ascomycota, Sordariomycetes, Glomerellales, Glomerellaceae.